AUGCGCGCUGUCGCCAAGAAGCUCGCACAUAAGCUGCGCGAGGCUCAAGCGCGACGAAGGAAUUUGCGCUUUCCGUUCCACGCCCUCGGUCAGCGCUUUCUUCGCGAUCUCGUCUCUCUCACUUCUCGGAUCGGCUGGGACUCCGUGGACGUGCCCAUUUAUUCCUGCUGGAACCGCGUGAUGGAGCAGCUGUGGCCCUACUACGGCACCGACACGUGCGAGGGCCGACUUCUCGUCGAUCUUGCAACGUUUGCCCCAGUCUGCCAAAUUCUGAUCGCCGCGAUCGACACCGCCGUGAAGAUCGUCUCUGCAGACGAAGACUAG
Molecule: messenger RNA, 324 nt
Organism: Phytophthora sojae
Lineage: Eukaryota; Oomycota; Peronosporomycetes; Peronosporales; Peronosporaceae
Exons: 1
Coding region: 1-324 (107 amino acids)
Source: RefSeq, a predicted model, not a curated record